AUGCACUCAUACUGGUGCAGCCCACCGCUCGGAGAGGGAGGCUGGCCUUUGCCGCAGCCCCGCACCUACACCUGCCUGCCCGUCCCUCUGCUGCUGCCCCCCAUCCAGGCGCACAACUUCUGCAGCCGGCCCAGCAGCCUGGGCGCGGGCGAGUGGACGGCCCCUCGUGAAUACCACUAUUUCUAUGGCUCCACCGCCGCCGCCGUCCCACCCUGGUGGUUCUUCCCGUCCGCCUACGCCGCGGCCCUACCCCCGCCGCCCGCCGGCGUUCUGGGGCCGUCGCUGCAGACCGAACCAGAGGCUACGGAGAGCUGGGCGCCGUGGCCCGAAGGCAGCAGCCUCCAGGUAGAGCUGCGCUGGGGCCGCGUGGAGCGAGCGCUGGGCCGGCGCCUCCAGCUGCCCGACUUCGUGCGCCGCGAGCUGCGCCGCGUGUACGGCACGUACCCACGCACCGACGCGCGCGUCACUUACCGCCGCGGCGAGUUCCUGCUGCAGGGGUUGCCGCGCGUCCUCGAGCCCGAGUACCACGUGGAGAGGCGCGUGGUGCGUCGCCCCGACAGUGGCGGGAGCGGCGACGGUGCCCCGGAGGGGGAAGCCCAGGAGCUUCGUCGUCGUCGCUCCAAGAAGAAAGGGCUGAACUGA
Ochotona curzoniae (black-lipped pika) is the source of this 642-nucleotide messenger RNA. It is a transcript of the gene CUNH10orf95, whose product is annotated as chromosome unknown C10orf95 homolog. The transcript has a single exon. Lineage: Eukaryota; Metazoa; Chordata; Mammalia; Lagomorpha; Ochotonidae. Bases 1 to 642 code for a protein of 213 amino acids. The record is from RefSeq and is a predicted model, not a curated record.